Felis catus (domestic cat) is the source of this 3829-nucleotide messenger RNA. RefSeq names its product G2/mitotic-specific cyclin-B1-like. Gene Ontology annotation, biological process: mitotic metaphase chromosome alignment; regulation of cyclin-dependent protein serine/threonine kinase activity; mitotic cell cycle phase transition. Lineage: Eukaryota; Metazoa; Chordata; Mammalia; Carnivora; Felidae. Gene Ontology annotation, cellular component: nucleus; cytoplasm; mitochondrial matrix. The record is from RefSeq and is a predicted model, not a curated record. Gene Ontology annotation, molecular function: cyclin-dependent protein serine/threonine kinase regulator activity.
GGCGGGAAAAGCCUGCGGCAAGAAGGUGAGGAGUCUGGCUGGCACUGCUGGAGAGCUGACCCGCUCUGGGGCUGUGGAGAGACCGUUCAGCUUUCCCCUGACGUUGCGGAGAGCGCCUAGUCACGUUGUUUAAAAAAAUUGAAGCCAUAACUGAUUCCAGAGCCAAAAUUUUUAUACUGAACAGUAUCCUAUCUUGUUGAAUGCUAUAUUAUAACUACUAUUUCAUGUGUAACCACCAGAAAUGCCUUCGAUCUCAAUUCCUAAGAGUCUGAUGAGGUAAGUAUUCAAUAAUGCUACCUCUGUCCUAAUGCCCAUACUUGCUAGGGCAUUAAAAUGCGUAAACUAGAGAGAGGCUCUGCCCAUAAGCUGCUCACGUCUGGGUCUCCACUAACAUUUAUAGGUGAGGAUAAAGUACAACUAGAAGCCCCUGGCCCAUUCUUCUUUUCACUUCUCAGGGAACCCCUUACCCUGUCCCAUAUACCUCAUAAUCACAUGUGUGGAAAGCCCAGUCCACACAACCAAGCUUCAUACACACACACACACACACACACACACACACACACACACACACACACCAACACACAGGUGCCCUUUGGGCACACAGCUGCCUGUGGGAGCUAUGGAGGCCCUAGAAGUGGGCUCAGAAUCUUUUGGGCAGAGAAUUUUGGAGUCCUGGACACACGGUAUGUGAUUCAAAGUAGGAGAGGGCAUAAGCUCCUUAGUCUCAUGGGCUCCUUGUCUUGUGAAGAGGAACAUUGCUGGAGAAGGCUCAGACUAGGAGCCUCAAAGUAAGGCCCAGGAAAGGACCAGUAUUGCCCAGGUCUAGGUGGGUACUGUUUUUCUGUUCCAUUCCACUCAUCUAUAUCCUAUCUCACCAGCCAUGGGUUGGGCCUGUCUGUGCAAGGAGGGGCUGUAGUUUCAUCUCACAGGCCACAUCUUUACCAGAAUUGAAUUCCUGGGAUCUCAGGUGCCCAGUGGGGCUUGUCUGACUAACUGUGGCAAGACAUAGUUAUAACUAUUGACUGCUGAGAUUUCAGAAUUCUGGACUCUGCUUCCUAUGAAGUUUUCUACCAGAAGUCCUAAAAUGACCUUGCCGACCCCAGACUUUCAAAUACAAGCACCCAUUGCUCCCAGCAUGUACCAUGGCCAGCUCUGUGUAUUCUUACUCUUUCCUAAAUAAAUGCUAAAGCUGAAAGGCUAUGAUUCAGGAUUAAAAUGGGGACUGAGAUGAGACCUCCUCAACGUAGGAUGAUAAUGUGCAUGAUGAAGAUAAGAAUGUUUUAGGGGAGCAUAAUGGAUGGGUCCCUGGCACUUGACUAGGAGGUUGGUCAAGGGAAACAUCUAGGAUCUCUAAGAUGGGACUUGAAAGAUUAUACCUUAGACAGACAAAAGUGAGGAAGAUUAUUAUGGGAGAAAAAAAUGUUAAAUGUAUGUAUACUAUUUUUCAACUUGUAUAUUAUGUCCUCUGAAGGAUGAAAAACUUAUAGACAGAAGAUUUUAUCUGAGGCAGAAUCCCUGAGGAUUGGCCCAUGGGUUACGUCUCAUGCUCUUGAAAGGGAAACUAGAACUCAGAACUUGCUGUGAUACUCAAGUUAGUGGUAGAAUCAAGGGAAUCCAAAGAAUUCUAGAACCAGAGUUCUCUCCAUCUGCUGUACACCCCCUUGAAAAUUUGAGUAUCCAGAACUGCUUUCUCAUUUUUAGCCUCCCAUUCCCAGUUAGAAGUUUGUAUUUACUUUUAUCUGUGGAUUUAGUUUCACUCAUAUUCAUAUCUAUUCUUGUCAGGGGAACAUGGGUAAAAAUUAUUUAACUCAUCAUCAAAUUCCAUUCAUUGAUGACUCUGUUGCUCGCUUCCCAUACCUAGAUUUUCACCUCUUUUGGUCCAAGUGCUUUGGCUUCCUAGGCCUUUGUUCCCUAGUUUCACACUCCACCUAUGUUCCCUAUCCCUAACACUUGAUCUCUCCAAACUUGGAUCUUGCCUGCUUGGACCUAAUAUAACCAUUUUCUCUUUGAAUAUUAGCUCUCCACCAUUCUCUCCAGUCUCUUUUUCUGAAACUUCUAUCAGACAAACAUUGGAGCUUCUUACUCAGCCUCCAUUCCUCUUAAUUUCCUUUUCUUACUUUCCAACGACAUUUUCUAGCUCUCUGUGCUUUGCUCUGGACAUUUUCUCCCAUUCUUUUUUAUAGGUGCUGUUUAUUUUUUGUUUCUUUAAACAUCUUUGAAUAAGGUGAGUUUUUCCAAAAUCAGCUAUUUAUAUGAAAUUUGCAAGAGGUUGGGGACAGGGCCAUAUUUGAGGCUAUUUUCUUUAUGAAACAAUGUGUGUAUGAGUUUGUAUAGCCCUCACUUUCCCCCACCAUCAGCACUGCAGAGUUGCUUACAGUCUGUCCCCUCCACUCUUCCUCACCAACAGACUGCUUUCCAUAAAUAUGGCUUAUUUGUCCUUGUUCAAUUUCACCUUCCUAUAUUUCCAGUUUUGGUGACAAAAGGGUAUUUAAAAGCUCCUGCUUUAGCCUGCUUGCCUGUUCUCAUUGUUCCCUACAAGUGCUUGUGGAUCUUGGCACUUCCUUUGGAGAGCUGUAUCACUCUUGUUUUGUACAAAAUCUACAUUCGUAAGCAUCCAUUAUCACAUGCUUGGUAACAAAGUCAGUGAACAGCCACAAGCCAAAUUGCCUCUGAAAAAGGAAGCAAAAACUUUGGCUCCUGGAAAAGUUAUUGCUAAAAAAAAUAUCAACUUCAAAGCACCUGAGCCUGUGUCUGUACCUGUGCCCCAACUAGAGCCAGAACAUGAGCCUGUUAAAGAAGAAAAACUUUCUCCGGAGCCUAUUUUGGUUGAUACUCCAUCUCCAAGCCCAGUGGAAAUGUCUGGAUGUGCUCCUGCAGAAGAAUAUCUGUGUCAGUCUCUCUCUGAUGUAAUUCUUACAGUGAAUGAUGUGGAUGCAGAAAAUGGAGCUGAUCCAAACCUUUGUAGUGAAUAUGUGAAAGAUAUUUAUGCUUAUCUGAGACAACUUGAGGAAGAGCAAGCAGUAAGACCAAAAUACCUACUGGGUCGUGAAGUCACUGGAAAUAUGAGAGCCAUCCUAAUUGACUGGCUAGUGCAGGUUCAAAUGAAAUUCAGGUUACUGCAGGAGACCAUGUACAUGACUGUUUCCCUUAUUGAUCGGCUCAUGCAGAAUAAUUGUGUACCCAAGAAGAUGAUGUAGCUGGUUGGUGUCACUGCCAUGUUUAUUGCAAGUAAAUACGAAGAAAUGUACCCUCCAGAAAUUGGUAACUUUGCCUUUGUGACUGACGACUCUUACACCAAGCACCAAAUCAGACAGAUGGAAAUGAAGAUUCUAAGAUCUUUACAUUUUGGUCUGGGCCGCCCUCUACCCCUGCAUUUCCUUUGGAGAGCAUCUAAGAUUGGAGAGGUUGGUGUUGAGCAACAUACUUUGGCCAAAUACCUGAUGGAACUAACUAUGCUGGAUUACGAUAUGGUACACUUUCCUCCUUCUCAGAUUGCAGCAGGAACUUUUUGCCUGGCACUAAAAAUUCUCGACAAUGGUGAAUGGACACCAACUUUACAGCAUUACCUGUCAUACACUGAAGAAUCCCUUCUAAAUAUUAUGCAACACCUGGCUAAGAAUAUAGUCAUGGUGAAUCGUGGGCUUACAAAGCACAUGACUAUCAAGAACAAGUAUGCCACAUCUAAGCAUGCUAAGAUCAGCACUCUAGCACAACUAAAUUCUGCACUAGUUCAAGAUUUAGCCAAGGGCGUGACAAAGGUUUAACUUGUAAACCUGAGCUGGAGUACUAUAAUAACUACAAAUAAAAUUGGCACCAUGUGCCAUCUGUA